UGUCAGGUGCUGAACCUUGAGCGGGUGCAGGCCCUGGAAACCUGGUUGGGAACCACCAAUAUAAAACUGACUCAAGUAAAUGGCCAGAGGAAGUACGGGGGACCACCUGAGGUGUGGAAUGGUCCCACUCCAGAAGGCCGCUGCGAGGUCUUCAUCAGCCAGAUCCCACUGGACACCUACGAGGACCUGCUGAUCCCCCUGUUCAGCUCCGUGGGUCCACUCUGGGAGUUCAGGCUCAUGAUGAACUUCAGCGGACAAAACCGCGGCUUCGCGUAUGCCAAAUACGGCUCACCAAGUGAAGUCGCUGAUGCGAUCCGCCUGCUGCACGGCCACGUGCUGGAGCCUGGCUCCCCCCUCAGUGUUCGUCGCAGCACAGAGAAGAGACAACUCUGUAUUGACAACCUGCCGGUCACCACCAGAGUGGAGGACCUGCUGCAGGUACUGCGUGUGCUCACCAAUGGGGUGGAGAGAGUGUGUCUGAUGACUCAAGCUGGUGUAGAGGGGGUGUCAGCGAAAGUGACCUUCUCAUCUCACCACGCUGCUUCUAUGGCUAAGAAGUUGCUGGUGGAAGCAUUCAAGAAGCGGUUUUCACUGUCCAUCUCAGUCAAGUGGGAGAUAGCGGUGAAGCCGAGCCCGGACAACCCUAUCACUCCAAAGAAACCUUCAAACAGCUCCACCCUGAAGAUCCCCCCAGUGAAGCUGCCAUGCCGCUUCCUAAAUUCUCCACGGCCCUGCUUUGUCCUUCCUCCUCGCUUGGCCCACCACCAUCCAUCCGUCCCCCCAGGUUUCUGCAGCAGGGCAGUGGGAGGACCGACUCCCUUGCUGCACCCUCACCUUUCCUACUCUUCCAUUCUCCACUCCCAGCGGCAGCUCGGGUCUGCAGCCUCCCCAAUGAUGCGCCUGCAUAAGGAGUUCGAGGCGAAUGUGGCUCGCCAGCCGCUCUUAACUCGGCCUCCCUCUAUGAUGACAGGAUUACUGUGA
Limanda limanda (common dab) is the source of this 981-nucleotide messenger RNA. RefSeq names its product dead end protein 1-like. NCBI's taxonomy places the organism in Eukaryota, Metazoa, Chordata, Actinopteri, Pleuronectiformes, Pleuronectidae. Gene Ontology annotation, molecular function: mRNA binding. Gene Ontology annotation, cellular component: nucleus; cytoplasm. The record is from RefSeq and is a predicted model, not a curated record. Gene Ontology annotation, biological process: mRNA stabilization; negative regulation of miRNA-mediated gene silencing. The transcript has 4 exons. The annotation marks the transcript as partial.